Messenger RNA from Zeugodacus cucurbitae (melon fly), 2409 nucleotides. RefSeq names its product RNA-binding protein 39 (gene Caper). The coding region runs from base 236 to 2044 and encodes 602 amino acids. Gene Ontology annotation, cellular component: nucleus. Gene Ontology annotation, molecular function: RNA binding. The transcript has 5 exons. NCBI's taxonomy places the organism in Eukaryota, Metazoa, Arthropoda, Insecta, Diptera, Tephritidae. The record is from RefSeq and is a predicted model, not a curated record. Gene Ontology annotation, biological process: mRNA processing.
CUUCGUUUACCUUCGUUCUUCGAUAAGAAAAAUAGAAGUUUCCAUGCUUUUUCAUAUCGUCGUGUGAAAUUUAAUAACUAUUUACAUAUUAAAACAUUAUACAAGUAUAUAAGUGUUAUUUAAAAAGCGCAAAACUAUCAGAAUAUAAAAUACCUUUCUUACAAAAUAGGAAUUGUGUUAAUUUAAUAUCCGUGGUUUCAAUAGAAGGAAGGGAUCAAACAUAUAACUAGACAACAUGGCCGAAGAUUUUGAUGUUGAAGCUAUGCUGGAAGCACCAUACAUAAAAAAUAAUGCAGCCAGUCGGGGAGACCACGAUGCCAGCAGCCGCAAGUCACCAUACAGAGAACAUGAGGAGAGUAGCAGUGGCAAGGGUGGAAGCAAAUCUUCAUCUUCAGUACAUUUGAAUGGACGCAAGCAUUAUUCAAGAAGUCGUUCGGGUUCACCACGUACUACAGAUAAUCGCAAGGGACGCAAAUCAAAGGACCGUGAUCGUCAUCGCGAUAGAGACGAAAGUCGUUACUCAAGAGAUAGAGAUCGCACUCGUGAUAAAGAUCGCGUACGUGAUCGGGAACGUAAUGGCGAACGCGAACGACGUUACGGAUCACAAGACCGCGAUCGUGAUCGGCAACGUGAUCGUGAUGCUGAGAAACGCCGUAGUCGGUCCAAAGACAAACGCCGCAGUAGUCGGUCACGAGAACCUGAUCGUCGUUCUCGAGAAAGACGUGGUAGUAGACCACGCUCUGAACGACGACGUACACGUUCCCCAACGCGGGAUCGACCCUCUAGAGAUAAAAAGUUAAGCCCAAUUCGUGAAUAUAAAGUUGAUCGACCUGGAUUUGGUUCAAACUCAAGAGAAAGAAGCAGGCGCCGUAGUAACUCUCCAAGACCAUUUCGACGCGGUAGAACACCACCCAACGGUCUUGGCGACAGAUCUCCUCGUGCCGAUCUGAGUCCAGAGGAACGGGAUGCGCGCACCGUAUUUUGUAUGCAACUGUCCCAACGCAUACGUGCCCGCGACCUGGAAGAAUUCUUCUCAAGUGUCGGAAAAGUGCGAGAUGUUCGCUUAAUAACCUGCAACAAAACAAAACGGUUCAAAGGUAUAGCAUACAUUGAAUUUAAAGACCCAGAAUCGGUUGCACUAGCACUGGGGUUGUCGGGUCAAAAACUACUGGGCAUUCCAAUUUCUGUUCAACAUACACAGGCUGAAAAAAAUCGUAUUGCAAAUGCUGUACCCACAUUCACACCUAAAAAUCACACUGGACCAAUGCGAUUAUAUGUGGGAUCGUUGCAUUUUAACAUUACUGAAGAUAUGCUUAAGGGUAUAUUCGAACCAUUUGGAAAAAUAGACUCCAUACAAUUAAUUAUGGAUACUGAGACUGGUCGAUCUAAAGGAUACGGAUUUAUUACGUAUCAUAAUGCGGAUGAUGCAAAAAAAGCUUUAGAACAGUUAAACGGAUUCGAAUUGGCCGGGCGACCCAUGAAGGUGGGAAAUGUGACUGAACGUUUAGAUAUGAACACGUCUUCUUUGGAUACGGAUGAAAUGGAUCGCAGCGGCAUAGACCUCGGUGCCACUGGCCGAUUGCAGCUGAUGUUUAAAUUAGCUGAGGGUGCUGGCUUGGCAGUGCCACAAGCUGCAGCCAACGCAUUACUAGCCACUGCACCACAACCAGCACCAAUUCAGACUCAGACUCAAACUCCGGCCAUAGCUACACAAUGCUUCAUGCUAUCCAAUAUGUUUGAUCCCCGCACAGAAAAUAAUCCGGCAUGGGAUAGUGAAAUACGUGACGAUGUCAUUGAUGAAUGUUCAAAACAUGGCGGCGUACUACAUAUUUUUGUUGAUAAGGCUUCACCAACGGGAAAUGUCUAUGUAAAAUGUCCAAGCAUAACCACCGCUGUGCUGGCAGUAAAUGCUUUGCAUGGACGCUGGUUUGCUGGUCGUGUCAUUACCGCAGCCUAUGUACCAUUACUGAAUUACCACUCUCUAUUUCCGGAUGCAAUAACAGCAGUUAAUUUGUUAGCUUCGAAACGAAAGUCCGGUGAAUAAGGCUACAAAGAAAUGCUUAGUCAUAAGUAUACGUAGCGAUGAUUGGCUUUCAAAUUUUAUACAUCGGUUGUUUGAUGAUGUUCACGUUAUGUUUACCAUGCAUUCCUGCUGUUCUAAUGCUAGAAAAGAUAUUCGAUCCACUUAUCAGAUUGCAUCGUUUUUGUAGGGACACAACGUCCUUGUCAAAUUAAUUGCAUGGGAUUUUAUUAAACAUCUGUCUAGUUAUAAUCAAAUCGUUAUAAUUUUUUCUCCUAAUUUGUAUUUUAGUAGAACUUUGAAAUUUAAUAUACUGUAUAAAUAUACAAAACCAUAUAAUCUGAACACUACAAUGAAUAAAAAAGACGUUUAAACUAAUUUUAAAUGAA